AUGUCGGAUGAGGAAGUUGAACACGUGGAGGAGCAGUACGAGGAGGAAGAAGAGGCCCAGGAGGAAGUCGCCCCUCCGCCUGCAGAAGUCCAUGAAGAAGUCCAUGAAGUUCAUGUACCAGAGGAAGUCCAAGAAGACGCCGCAGAGGAAGAGCGGGAGGAUGAGGAAGAGGAGAAGCCAAGACCCAAACUCACCGCUCCUAAGAUCCCGGAAGGGGAGAAAGUAGACUUUGAUGACAUCCAGAAGAAGCGCCAGAACAAAGACCUCUUGGAGCUGCAGGCUCUCAUCGACAGCCACUUUGAAGCCCGGAAAAAGGAGGAAGAGGAGCUGGUCGCCCUCAAGGAGAGAAUUGAGAAGCGCCGUGCGGAGAGAGCUGAACAGCAGAGGAUCCGGGCCGAGAAGGAGAGGGAGCGUCAGAACAGACUGGCGGAGGAGAAAGCUCGGAGGGAGGAGGAGGAGGCUAAGAGGAGAGCUGAGGAUGACUUGAAGAAGAAGAAGGCUCUGUCCUCCAUGGGCGCCAACUACAGCAGCUACCUGGCCAAGGCUGACCAGAAGAGAGGCAAGAAGCAGACGGCCCGGGAGAUGAAGAAGAAGAUUCUGGCUGAGAGACGCAAGCCACUCAACAUCGACCAUCUCGGCGACGACAAGCUGAGGGACAAGGCCAAGGAGCUCUGGGAGACUCUGUACCAGCUGGAGACCGACAAGUUCGAGUAUGGGGAGAAACUGAAGCGCCAGAAAUAUGACAUCAUCAACCUCAGGAGUCGCAUCGACCAGGCCCAGAAGCACAGCAAGAAGGCUGGUGCCCCGGCCAAGGGCAAGGUCGGCGGGCGCUGGAAGUAA
Messenger RNA from Diceros bicornis minor, 840 nucleotides. RefSeq names its product troponin T3, fast skeletal type (gene TNNT3). The transcript has 17 exons. Gene Ontology annotation, cellular component: troponin complex. Gene Ontology annotation, biological process: muscle contraction; regulation of muscle contraction; sarcomere organization. The coding region runs from base 1 to 840 and encodes 279 amino acids. NCBI's taxonomy places the organism in Eukaryota, Metazoa, Chordata, Mammalia, Perissodactyla, Rhinocerotidae. Gene Ontology annotation, molecular function: troponin I binding; tropomyosin binding; troponin C binding. The record is from RefSeq and is a predicted model, not a curated record.